Molecule: messenger RNA, 357 nt
Organism: Kockovaella imperatae
Lineage: Eukaryota; Fungi; Basidiomycota; Tremellomycetes; Tremellales; Cuniculitremaceae
Product: ATPase, F0 complex, subunit J
Exons: 4
Coding region: 149-325 (58 amino acids)
Biological process (GO): proton motive force-driven ATP synthesis
Molecular function (GO): proton transmembrane transporter activity
Source: RefSeq, a predicted model, not a curated record
AGAGUACGAGAGAGCUUGAGCUAUUGGACCUAUCCGACGACUGCCAAUCAACGAGGUGAGUACGAUCAGAUUAUGUGAUACGGAGACUGGACACGGGACCCUAUAGGUGGGACUGACGUAGGAUCUUCAGACAGUCAGAUCAGUCGUCAUGUUUGGCCGAAGAGCAUACCCUACACCGAUCAUCCGUCCACUCUGGGCCUUUGCCAUCAGCGGCGCCGUCAUCUAUGCCACUGUUUGGAAGCUUCAGGACUCCAUGCUUGCUCUCCCUGAAUUUGCAAACAACCCCAAGAACCCACACAGGAAAGCUGUGACUGAGCACCAUUAAAUGAUGUUGGAUGCAUAGACUGUACGGGAGUU